GUGGCACGGGCCAUGUCGGUGUUCGUGACGCGGCGGAUCCCGGCCGAGGGGCUGCGGGUGCUGUCCCAGGCCAGCGGGUGCCGCGUGCAGCAGUGGGACUCGGAGGAGCCGGUGCCGCGGGCCGAGCUGCUGGCGGGCGUGGCGGGGACGAGCGGGCUGCUCUGCCUGCUCUCGGACCGCAUCGACCGCGAGGUGCUGGACGCGGCCGGGCUGAGCCGCAGGGAUGUCCCUGGGCACGGGCUGGCCGGGCAGCAGCCAGGGCUGCCCCCAGCCCGCUCUGGUGGCAGGGGGAUCCGAGUGGGGUACACCCCCGAGGUGCUGACCGACGCCACCGCCGAGCUGACCGUGGCCCUGCUGCUGUCCGCCUGCCGCCGGCUGCCCGAGGCUGCCCAGCAGGUCCGCAGUGGCGGCUGGACCACCUGGAAGCCGCUGUGGAUGUGUGGGUACGGCCUGUCCGACAGCACCGUGGGCAUCAUCGGGCUGGGCAGGAUCGGACAGGCAGUUGCCCGGCGCCUGAAGCCCUUUGGGGUCAGCAGGUUCCUGUACACCGGCAGCGGCCCCAAGCCCGAGAGCGCGGCAGAGUUUGGGGCUGAGUUUGUGCCGCUCACCAGGCUGGCCGAGGAGUCAGACUUCGUGGUGGUCACUUGUGCCCUGACACCAGCUACCCAGGGCAUGUGCAACAAGGACUUCUUCGGCAGGAUGAAGAAGAGUGCAGUGUUUGUCAACACAAGCAGGGGGGCUGUGGUGAACCAGGAGGACCUGUACGAGGCUUUGGCGCACGGGCACAUCGCGGCGGCCGGGCUGGACGUGACCACGCCGGAGCCACUGCCCCCUGAGCACCCCCUGCUGUCCCUCGGGAACUGCGUGAUCCUGCCGCACAUCGGGAGCGCCACGUACGCCACGCGCAGCACCAUGGCCGUGCUGGCAGCCCAGAACCUGCUGGCCGGGCUGCGAGGGGAGCCCAUGCCCCACGAGCUGAAGCUGUGACAGCCAGACCCCGAUGGCCAGCCCCUGAUGACAGCCAGACCCCGACAGCCAGCCCCUGGUGACAGCCAGACCCCAAUGGCCAGCCCCCGAUGACGGCCAGACCCCGAUGGCCAGCCCCCAAUGACAGCCAGACCCCGAUGGCCAGCCCCCCAUGACGGCCAGACCCCGAUGACAGCCAGACCCCGAUGGCCAGCCCCUGGUGACAGCCAGACCCAGCUCCAGCAGCGCCGAGGGACGCCAGCCUGUGUCCCCCCUGCGUGGCCAGGAGCCAUUAAAGAGCAGCAGCCAA
This is a messenger RNA of Pyrgilauda ruficollis (rufous-necked snowfinch), 1276 nucleotides long. RefSeq names its product glyoxylate and hydroxypyruvate reductase (gene GRHPR). The coding region runs from base 13 to 987 and encodes 324 amino acids. Gene Ontology annotation, molecular function: hydroxypyruvate reductase [NAD(P)H] activity; NAD binding; hydroxypyruvate reductase (NADH) activity. Lineage: Eukaryota; Metazoa; Chordata; Aves; Passeriformes; Passeridae. The transcript is spliced from 8 exons. The record is from RefSeq and is a predicted model, not a curated record. Gene Ontology annotation, cellular component: cytosol.